GUGAGAGGUCGACCAGAACCCCUGCCCACCUCUCAGCUGCUCAACGGUUUUCAAGAAGUGCAACAUUAAAGGCUGCCUCUGCUGAGCCACACGAUGCAGAAGAUUCUCCACUCAGCUGAUACAGCUGCUGAGCAGCAUAUGGGUGAGGCUGGGUUGUCGAAAAACUUUGAAGCACUCAGAUGCCAUGAGCAGCUGGAUACCAAGGACAGCCAGUACUCUGAAGACCCCAGAGAGUACUGUUACGGUGGGUACCACCCUGUUCAGAUAGGCGACACCUUCAACAGAAGAUACCAGGUGGUUUCUAAGCUCGGCUGGGGCUAUUUCUCCACUGUCUGGCUGUGUCUGGACCUCAGGUGGGCUGUGCUUGAUGAAGAAUUGUUGAAUCAAAAUGUUUUAAAUGACCACAUUCAGACACUUUCUUUGUUGUUAUAA
This is a messenger RNA of Monopterus albus (swamp eel), 432 nucleotides long. Its product is annotated as SRSF protein kinase 3-like. Gene Ontology annotation, cellular component: cytoplasm; nucleus. NCBI's taxonomy places the organism in Eukaryota, Metazoa, Chordata, Actinopteri, Synbranchiformes, Synbranchidae. The record is from RefSeq and is a predicted model, not a curated record. Gene Ontology annotation, molecular function: protein serine/threonine kinase activity. Gene Ontology annotation, biological process: peptidyl-serine phosphorylation; spliceosomal complex assembly; regulation of mRNA processing. Bases 94 to 432 code for a protein of 112 amino acids. The transcript has 4 exons.